Ceratotherium simum simum (southern white rhinoceros) is the source of this 237-nucleotide messenger RNA. NCBI's taxonomy places the organism in Eukaryota, Metazoa, Chordata, Mammalia, Perissodactyla, Rhinocerotidae. The record is from RefSeq and is a predicted model, not a curated record.
AUGCCUUGGCCUCCUUUGGCCAACUCUAAUCACGUGUCUCCUGUGAAUCAGCUGGGAAGCCUGUAGAAUAUGCAUUUGGGUCCCUCAUUCAUACUAACUGGAUUUUUCCUUAGUGAUCGUACAACAGAGGCUUUUCCAUUCUUUAGGGAUGAGUUUACUUUAGGUAAAAUCUUCCCAGAAUAUAGAAUAAAUUUCUUCUGGAAGUUCCAAACUACUUUGAAAGUGCCUCUUUUGUAA